AUGGCAACGGCAAUUGAACCAGCUAUGCCGCCGCAAGCUAAGAGAAAGGUGUCGAUUGCCGGCUUGCCAACCAGUGGUAGGACUGUCAAACGACGAGCUUCUAAGGCAUGUUCCUGUUGUCGGUCACGAAAGGUCCGCUGCGAUGUCGUUGAAAGUGGUAUCCCAUGUACGAACUGCAGACUCGAUGAGGUGGAAUGCGUAGUGACAGAGGGCAAACGCCGCCGAAAAUCAUACGCAGAUGGCGAGCCUUUUCACCACUCACCCUGUGCAUCCAUCGAGGAAGAGAAAGAGAUGGUCCAUUUCCCCAUUUUUGACGACAUUGAUGGUCUCAGUGACCUUGCUUCUUGCUUGCAGCCCGUUCAGUCCAACCAGAAUGUACAUGCCUUGGAAUACGAGCUAGCGCAUCACAAGCCUCACAUGCUAUAUCAGACACAAGGCCACCGACUGAGCCAGGAGGAGUGUACUCGGCGGAUGUCAGUGAUCUCCGCCCACCCUCUUCCCUCUCCGGCACAAACAGGCUUAGGAAAGCAGUAUUUCCCAUCACCUGCCAGCAGACCUGAAAUCGUCCUCCCUCAGUAUAUACAACCAAUACCGCCAAAAAUCAUGAGAGAGGACCUGGAGUAUUUGCAGAAGAAGGGAGCCUUCCUGAUUCCUGAUAAUGGCUUUCGAAAUGAACUGCUACGGUGCUACGUGCAAUAUGUUCACCCCUAUCUGCCCAUUGUCGAUCUAAAAGAUCUACUCACGACUAUUGAGAGAAAUCAAUCUAGCGACAACAUUAGCCUCCUGCUAUUUCAAGCUGUCAUGUUUGCGGGAACAGCUUAUAUUGACAUGCGAUAUUUGGUAGCUCAAGGGUACGUGACAAGAAAGGCAGCCCGGAAAGCAUUCUUUCAGAAAGUCAAACUCUUAUACGACUUCGAUUAUGAGAUCGACCGUGUCACGGUCGUUCAAAGCGUCUUGCUGAUGACCUACUGGUACGAGAAUCCAGAUGACCCCAAGGACGUCUGGCAUUGGCUUGGUGUAGCCAUCUCUGUUGCACGUACCAUCGGCCUCAACUGCGAUACAUCCGACGCACCGUUGAUGGACCACAAGCAGCGCUGUCUAUGGAAACGAAUCUGGUGGUCUUGCUUUAUGCGAGAUCGUUUGAUAGCGAUCGGCAUGCGCCGACCAAUGCGGAUUAAUGACGGAGAUUUUGAUGUCUCAUUGCUCGAGGUUUCAGAUUUUGAGACCGACCCUCUGCCGCACGAGAUCACUCGAAUGUUGGGCGGUUGCCCGUCAGUACGAGACACAUCGAAACGAGUGACCUUGGCGAAAAUGUGCAUCAGCCUCACGAAAUUGUGCAUUUGCAUCAGCCAAGUCCUGGCUGUUCAAUAUUCCACACUAGGACACAAAAUUGGAGCAACGCAGGAAACAACCAUGAGAUUGGUCCCUAGGAAAUGCGCUGCGGAACCAAGUGAUGUGAUCCGAUGUGAUGCACAGCUCGGUCAGUGGUACGAAGAGCUCCCUUCCAAUCUCCAUUACUUCGGACCCGGUUUUCAAGUACAGAACCCGAGCAACGACGGCGAAGUGAUCAACCUCCAUCGAGCAUUACUCACCGGGAUCUAUCUCACGGCGAUCAGUGCCUUGCACCGCCCUCAGAUUCUCCCAUCGACUCCAAACGUUGUGAUCGCACCAGAACUCCGAGAAAUGUCCAGAAGAAAAGUCCGCGAAGCAGCCAACAACAUCACCGAGAUGUACAAGGAGCUGUAUGCACACGACCUGUUACGAUACUUGCCAAAUACCGGUGUCACGUGCUUGCUUCCGGCCAUCAUUAUCCACCUCCUGGAUAUCAAAUCGACUGAUUCUGACACUCGCCAAUCAAGUAUUCGAAAGUUCCAGUUCUGUAUGCAGGCUUUGCAACGCCUGAGGGAGAUGUACGCGUCGGCGGACUUCGCCUUUUCGUUCUUGGAUGCUGCGGUCCGCAAGACCAAUUCACAGGCAUCAACAGCCGUGGCUGCUGUACCCAUGAUAAGACCGCAGUUGACCGCCAGUCACGGGACGACGGAUCAGAAGACAGGCUCGCGAAAGCCCCUUCUGCUUACGCCUCCUCCAGAAGCUAUGCAGACGGCCAAUUUAUUGCUGUUCAACUCGACCUUGGCACCGGGAGAGAAAAACCUGAUUUCAGCAUAUACACCACCAGGCUCUAACGCAAGCCUCAACUCGUAUACGACAGCCGGUGCAGCAGCUGCACUUCUUGACGUUGGUGAAGCAUUGGGAGAGGGUGAGCCGGACAAUAUCGAUGAGAUAUGCCAGGCCAAUUUUGAAGCGCUCAUCAAUGUCGAAGGUGGCCCAGAAUUGUUCUCGACUGGGGACGAGGCAUUUGACAUGAAUAUUCAAUGGCUAGAGGGUUUCGAUGCAAAUGGUUUUGAUACGGACAAUAAAGAGUUCUCAUUAGAAGGACCAGGAAUUGAUGAUGAUCUGCCGAUGGCAUCAGGCUAUGUUGAGCAGGCAGUGAGUGUGACGGGGGAGCUUAAUCUCGAUGUAUAG
This is a messenger RNA of Exophiala aquamarina CBS 119918, 2523 nucleotides long. RefSeq lists its product as uncharacterized. Gene Ontology annotation, biological process: DNA-templated transcription; regulation of DNA-templated transcription. Bases 1 to 2523 code for a protein of 840 amino acids. The transcript is spliced from 2 exons. The record is from RefSeq and is a predicted model, not a curated record. Gene Ontology annotation, molecular function: DNA binding; zinc ion binding; DNA-binding transcription factor activity, RNA polymerase II-specific. Lineage: Eukaryota; Fungi; Ascomycota; Eurotiomycetes; Chaetothyriales; Herpotrichiellaceae.